Fusarium redolens is the source of this 1890-nucleotide messenger RNA. RefSeq lists its product as uncharacterized. Gene Ontology annotation, molecular function: calcium-dependent cysteine-type endopeptidase activity. The record is from RefSeq and is a predicted model, not a curated record. Lineage: Eukaryota; Fungi; Ascomycota; Sordariomycetes; Hypocreales; Nectriaceae. The transcript is spliced from 4 exons. Gene Ontology annotation, cellular component: cytoplasm. Gene Ontology annotation, biological process: proteolysis. The coding region runs from base 1 to 1890 and encodes 629 amino acids.
AUGAAACCACCGAGGCCACCAACCCCUGGACUAGCUCUUCCUCACCGGGCAGAGAUCAAUUCAUCUGACUCUCAGACACAAAUCAUGGACUUUUGGUCCAGGUUACAUUCUCGAACACCGAGACUUGUCACGUCAAUAUUUCCUACAAACCUUCAUUUCCUUCUUCUUACAGACGAUGCUUGUUACCCAAAGCCAUUCAUUAUUUCUCAAAGCUAUGACAUAGCUGCUCGGCAAUGCCAGUCACAGGUUGAAACCAUAGUGAGCCAAUGCAACCUAAGCAAUACCAAAUUCCGCGACACAGACUUUGAUAUCGAAGGUGACUUUGCUACAAGCCAGCAUAAUUACCUCUUCGAUCUCACGACAUGCAUUGAGCAAACUAGCAGACGUGGCAAAGAUCCCUUCGUAAAGGGUUCGCCACGGUCGUCACGCCGGUACUCCAGCCAUAGCAAUAAAGACGAUGACACAUCUCUCCCCGGCUCAGUUCAUCGCAUUUCUUGGAUUUUUGAAAAUCCACAAUUCACUGUAAGUGGAUUCUCAAGCUCAGAUAUUCAGCAGGGAAAUAGCGGUGACUGUUGGUGGCUUGCUGCGUUAGGCACUAUUGCUCAUCGGGAGGAUUUGAUGAACAAGAUCUGUGUAGCGCGAAACGAAGAGGUAGGGGUCUAUGGCUUCGUAUUCCACAGAGAUGGAGCCUGGAUCUCAACAGUAGUUGAUGAUAAUCUUUACCUGAAAGAGCCGGAUUUUGACAAGGAGACAUAUGAUGCUACGGGCAGUAAAGCGAGACAUCACCGCAAACAGAAACAGUCCAACUCAGAAGCUCUCUUCUUUGCCAAGUGUAUAGAUCCAAAUGAGACCUGGCUUCCGUUGCUUGAGAAGGCAGUGGGUUACUUCCCUCUUGACUGUAUUCUCGAUAAAGAACGACUCUGGCGUGAGCUCCUCUCUUGCGGUAUCAUAGGUGGAGAAUUUCUUUUCACAUUGUCGAGUGGCCCUUGCUUUAAGCACCGAAAUGGAAUUGUCUUGAGCCAUACCUACUCUAUCCUCGAGGCUAUCGAGUUGAAGAAGGAGCAUGGCGGCAUGACUCGCUUGGUCAAGAUUAGGAACCCCUGGGGCCAAAGGUCAGAUACUGGCUAUGGCGAGUGGUGUGGUGCAUGGGCGGAUGGUUCUAGGGAAUGGAAUACCUAUACAAUAAAUGCACUUCAACACGAGUUUGGUGAUAAUGGCGUCUUCUGGAUGACUUACGAAGAUGCUAUGGAGAAUUUUGAUUAUAUGUAUAGGACUCGACUUCUACAUCACGGGUGGACUAUGGCACAGAAGUGGAUGAGUACUCUUGUGCCAUGGCUGCCAGGAUUUCUAAAGAAAAAGUUCAUUAUCGAUCUCAAAGACAAGAGCACCGUAAUUAUUGUUCUAUCUCAGCUAGAUGAUCGGUACUUUCCAGGGCUUCAAGGGGAGUACGACUUUACCCUUCAUUUCCUCCUGCGGCCUAUUAUCUCCAAGAUCGAUAUUUGUCGAGUUUCUCCAUGUCAUCUUGGCGACGGUCGAUCGAUUAACUGUGAACUCACCCUGGAGACAGGAACAUACGAGGUUAUCCCAAAAAUCAUCGCUGAAAGGAAUGGCCUCGGCCCUGUGGAGGAAACAGUUAAACUAGCUGCAAGUAGGAAUCCGCAGAAGUUACGCCAAGUUGGGUUGCAGUACGAUCUUGGAUAUGCCAAAGAAGGAGUCAUAGACCCCAGCCAGCAACUGGAACAGCCUCCUCCCAAUGACCUAAGAGCAAAGAGCGCCAACUUGAGGUCUAACUUUUCUCAAGAUAAGAGUCUGGAACAUUGGAGUCCAGUCUGUGUUAUUAGCUUGCGAGUCUAUGCUGAGCAUCCCAACUUUGUUAUCAAUGUUAUAUAG